AUGACCCCGGCGGGCCGGCUUAUAAAUCCCGGCCCCGGGCCUCUCCCCAGAGCCCUCAGCCGGCCCCACUGGACGGAGCCGAGGCAGCCGGGCCCCAUCGCCUCCCUCCCCCUCCUCCCCGCCUGCAAACCCUCCUGCGCGUCUCUCUUCAUCGUCCCGCCACCUUUCUCCCUGCUCCCGCCCGCCUGGGCCCGGCUCCCUCCCCGGGGGCUGGCAGCUUUGAGUGCCGUCGGCGCCCCGAUCUCUCUGCCCUUCGCUCCCUCGCGACUGCCGGGAGUUCGAGGAGGAGCGGGUACCGGGACCAGGAGGGGGGCCAUGGAGCUUUUCAGCCCGGAGAGGGUCACCUUCGGCCUCUGGGACUACGCCGUCUUCGGCCUGAUGCUCCUCGCCUCCACGAGCAUCGGGCUCUUCCACGCUCUGGCCCGGGGCGGCCAGAAGACGUCGGAGGAUUUCUUCACGGGUGGCCGGCGCAUGGGCGCCGUGCCGGUGGGGCUGUCGCUGUCAGCUAGCUUCAUGUCGGCCAUCCAGGUGCUGGGGGUGCCGGCCGAGGCCUAUCGCUAUGGGCUCAAGUUCCUCUGGAUGUGCCUGGCUCAGGUGCUCAACUCCAUCCUCACCGCCUUCCUCUUCCUGCCCGUCUUCUACCGGCUGGGGCUCACCAGCACCUACGAGUACCUGGAACUUAGGUUCAGCAGGCUGGUGCGCCUGUGUGGAACCUUUCAGUACAUCGUGGCCACGAUGCUCUACACAGGGAUUGUUAUCUACGCCCCAGCACUGAUCCUCAACCAAGUGACUGGACUGGACAUUUGGGCCUCCCUCCUCUCCACGGGAGCCAUCUGCACCUUCUACACCACUGUGGGCGGGAUGAAAGCCGUGGUUUGGACAGAUGUGUUCCAGGUGUUUGUGAUGCUGGCCGGGUUCAUUGCCAUCUUGAUCCAGGGCACCAUCCUGCUGGGUGGGACCAGCCGGGUGUUGGAGAUCGCCAACGAACACUCGCGGGUCAACCUGGGAGACUUCAACGCCGACCCCCGGAGCCGCUACACCUUCUGGACAUUCAUCUUCGGGGGGACCAUGGUGUGGCUGUCCAUGUACGGGGUGAACCAGGCCCAGGUGCAGCGCUACGUGGCCUGCAAAACGGAGAAGGAGGCGAAACUAGCUCUGCUGGUGAACCAGGUGGGACUGUUCUUCAUUGUGGGUAGUGCUGUCAGCUGCGGCAUUGUCAUGUUUGUGCUGUACAAGGAUUGUGACCCAUUGCUGGCCGGGUACAUCUCGGCCCCUGAUCAGUACAUGCCCUACCUGGUCCUGGACAUCUUUGAGAAGUUUCCAGGGGUCCCUGGGCUCUUCCUGGCCUGUGCCUAUAGUGGCACCUUGAGCACAGCAUCCACCAGCAUCAACGCCAUGGCGGCUGUGACAGUGGAGGAUCUCAUCAAGCCCCGGUUGCCAUCCCUGAGCCCCCGGAAACUCACCCUCAUCUCCAAGGGGCUCUCACUCAUCUACGGCUCCGCCUGCAUCACGGUCGCUGCUCUGUCUUCGCUUCUUGGAGGAGGGGUGCUGCAGGGCUCGUUCACCGUCAUGGGGGUGAUCAGUGGCCCGUUGCUCGGUGCUUUCAUCCUGGGAAUGUUUGUUCCCAUCUGUAACACGACCGGUGUCUUCUCCGGCCUGGGAACCGGGUUUUUUCUGUCUUUCUGGGUGGCAGUGGGUGGCACCCUGUACCCACCCAGCCCGGACACCAUGGGGGUGCUGCCCACCUUUGGGGACCUGUGUCCACUGUAUAAUGCCAGUGAAGGGAGACUCAACAGCACCAUCGUCCUGGGCCCGCUGCCGCCACGGAACGCCUCCACCCCCGCAGACAGACCAGCCAUCGCCGACACCUUCUAUGCUAUCUCCUACCUAUACUUCGGAGCCCUGGGCACCUUAACUACAGUGGUGGUGGGCAUCCUCACCAGCUACCUGACAGGCCCCACCAAGCGAAACUCCCUAGGGCCAGGGGUGCUCUGGUGGGACAUCAUGAAACAAACAUCGUCCGUGGCCCCUCUGGAGAAGGACAUGCUGGAGGAUGGGCUGGCCAGGGAUCCUGAGGAGUGGCCCCGGGGGUUCAAGAAGGCCUCAACCCUGCCCACCUUCCUCCCCAAGGAUGGACACCACAAACAGCUGCUGGAAAGGAAGCCGGAUGAAUGGGAGGGGCUGUGGGCUCCCAGCUUCCUGCUGAGGGAGACCAACGUCUAGGCUGUGGGUCCAGCCCCCAGCCUCGUAGGGAAGGACCGUGCAGAUGCCAGGGGAGGGCUGGCCCAUCCAGUCAUGGGAACCCUGACACUGAGGAAACCCUCCAUUAGAGCCAACCCAUACCAACUGGCAAUCCCCUCCCUCCCAGAGCCCAAGGGGAUGAGUCCCCCUUCAUCUCUGAUUGGUUGGGCAUUAUCUUAUGCAAAUCAUUAGGGCUUCCACCUUCCCAGAUGAACCAGACCCGGUAUUUUCUACAAUCACCUCUGGUGGCAGGAGAAGGACCAAAAGCCCAAUCUGUCUCUCCUUAAUUCAGACAGAAGGCCUGCAGUCUCGACAACAAGAGGGAAGUCAGAGCUCCGGACCAGUCCUUGUGGCUCACUGGGGUGUAUGUGCCCCUCCUCUAUCUCUGCACUGAGAUGGGAAAGGGAACCCAGGUGGGGAGCCAGAGCCCAGCUGGGAUUUCAGCAUGACAUCUUCCAAGAAAGACCCAGAGCAGAGAACCAGCAGGAACGCAAUCUCAAUGUUCUCUGGGCUGGAAUAGCCCACUGGAGUUCAUUUCAUCCAUCCCCCUGCCUCAAAGCAGGGUUAGACCCAACUAAGCCGGUUAAGCUCGUCUUCAAAGAUCUGGCAUAGAGGUGGCAACAGACUGUCCCUAAGAACUGGCUGUGCCCAUCUCACAUGCACUCUCACUGUCUCUGUUUCCCCCACUCUUCCUUCAAACAUCUUUUGGGUUCUCCUUUGCUCACAGCCUUCCCUUACCAGCUAACGCCAUGGAGCCUUGGGGCUGGAGACCCUGCCUUUCCCGGGAAACAUAAAGACAGGAGACACAUACCCCUCUGUUCUCUUUGAUGGGAUGAGGCUGGGGGUGCGAGGGACUGGAGGGGAACUAUUUCAAGGUCAGAAAGAAGGGUGGGAAGCCAAAUUCAGCCUCUUCUGGGGCAGGUCCUCCCUUCUCACAGCCUCAGUCACUGACAACUUUCAGUAUCACCUGUGCAGACACCUUCACGUCUCCCCCCUUCGCCCUCACUGUCCCCAAGGCUAAUCGGAACCACAAAAUGCUCUGGACCAGAAUGAUGGGCUUCAGGGAGCCCAGCAUGGGGCAGAGGACAGCAGCAGGAAAGGGGAAACAACCUCCCUGACCUUCUCGCUGCCAUUGCUGUCAAUGCUGCCACUUCCACCACUGUCCCUCAGAUGACCCCAACAGAAACUUCCACCAUGGUGGCGGUCAUGGACUUUGGCUGCUCUCUGCCCCUCAUGGAAAAUGUUAUCUUGGUAACCAAAUUUCCCGUAGGUUGGCGUAUGUGACUGUGUUCCUCUGUCUCUCACUGUCUGUUGCUCACUGUCUGUCUCUCGGUCUCACCGACUGAUUGUCUCUCACUGUCUGUGUUCCUUUCCGGCCUUCCCUCCUACCUGACUCCAUUAAGUUUGGACUCUAGGUGUCGAUUUCCACCCCCGCCCCCCCGAACCACCUCCACUAUGAGCCUGGAAAACAGUCACUUUACCCCUUAACCAAGGGGCUCAUGCCAGGACUGAGGCCAUACACUGCUGCGUUGACCAGCCCCGGGACUUGUUCGGUGAUCACCUCUGGUUCGUUGCCAUCGCUUCCAGAUGUAAAUUGCUGCACCUGAAAUUCACCCAACAGGUCAGGGCUUCCCUCCCCACCCUCCCAGCUUUCACCAAACCUGCCACAAGUAGCAACGUGCAGAAGUUUGGGUUCCUCCUAUUCUCCCUGUCCCUGUUUCUCCUCCCCAUGCUUCCUCCACCUCCUGCCAUCACUCCCAUCCCAGGGGGCAAGGAGGGGAGGUGGCCAGGAGCUUGGGUAUGCACAUUCUGGGAUUCCAGAACAUUUUGCCCUGGCAAUACUCCAAGAGGGCAGCGGGUCCAGGAAGGAGAGCCCUCAAAUUGGGAAAUCUCCCAGCCGGGAAUUCCCAAGCAGGGAAAGCAGGAAACCCAGUGGCAGCCAUAAUCCAGGGUUGGAAACUUUGUUCCCCCUCCCCUCUGCACCCUUCCAAAUUCCAACCUGACCAGUGAAACACCAAGGAACAGAAUUUUCUGUGAAAACCCCACUCCUAGAAAGUGCUGAUUCAGAACCAGGAAACUGGUCUCCUUGGGAGUGUUGGGGGUCAUGGAGGCAGUGGAAUCGAGGAAGAGGUAGAGUGGGAUGCUGGGAGAUAAAGGCUUUGGCU
This is a messenger RNA of Ornithorhynchus anatinus (platypus), 4406 nucleotides long. It is a transcript of the gene SLC5A5, whose product is annotated as solute carrier family 5 member 5. Gene Ontology annotation, molecular function: symporter activity. Lineage: Eukaryota; Metazoa; Chordata; Mammalia; Monotremata; Ornithorhynchidae. The record is from RefSeq and is a predicted model, not a curated record. The transcript is spliced from 15 exons. Gene Ontology annotation, biological process: sodium ion transport; iodide transmembrane transport. The coding region runs from base 1 to 2223 and encodes 740 amino acids. Gene Ontology annotation, cellular component: membrane.